Salvia splendens (bonfire salvia) is the source of this 1780-nucleotide messenger RNA. RefSeq lists its product as uncharacterized. Lineage: Eukaryota; Viridiplantae; Streptophyta; Magnoliopsida; Lamiales; Lamiaceae. Gene Ontology annotation, molecular function: protein binding. The transcript is spliced from 3 exons. The record is from RefSeq and is a predicted model, not a curated record. Bases 745 to 1665 code for a protein of 306 amino acids.
UAAAUGUAAAUAUGUAAUCAACUACCAAUAAUGCAUCUGUAUUAUUAAAAGAUUGAAAACUUGCAUGGAUUUCAAUAGUUCUAAACCACUUCUUUCAACUCCCACUAUUUUCUCUAGUAUUUUAUACUCAUAAUACUUCGACUAACUUCAUAUUUUAACCCCUUUUGUCUCAAUCAGCGGCGCCGCUCUCAAUAUCCGCCGUCUCCACCGCCUUUUCCACCAGAAGGAAUGAACUUUCUUAUUCAACACUCAGACAGUUUCCAUCACUCUGUUAUUAACUCAUUUCCUAUCUUCUUUGCCUUUGUUUUUGGGAUUUCGCUGCAAAUUGAAGAUUAUUUUACACUCUUUUUUUACCGUUUUGGUAAAACUAUGGCAUCCAUGUAUUUUGCUUGCUGUAGAUAUUGUUUUCGCGGUAAAAAUUUGCUGAAUCAAGUAUUGUGUAAUGCGUUUUGAUGCUAUAAUAUUAAGAUUGUGUUUCUGCAGAUUUUUGUAUGUGUAUAAUUAUAACCUAAAACCGAUUUAGUAUUGCAUAAUCUGUACUUCGGUUCCUGCAAAAUUUAGAAUGGCAUCAAAUUUUCCUAAAUUCAGUUUUUAUAGUGUUAGGGUUUGGAGACCUAUAUUUUGAUGAUGUAAAUGUAAAUUACACUUGCAAGUGUGUUACUUUGACCAGAUUAAUAUUUUGCUGCUUCUCUGAUCUCACUUUUUUUUACUUGGUUAAUGAUGAAGGUGUUAUUAAGUUGAGAGAUGAAAACUGCUAAUAAUUCGAAAAUGGGUGAAGAUUUCUUCAAAUAUCUACCAUCAGAAAUUGUAGUAAAUAUCCUCUCAAGACUCCCCACUCGAGCCGCUAUGGCCUGCAAGUGUGUUUGUAAGCCAUGGCUCAGUCUGCUCGUUACUCCCGAGUUUGUGAAUUCACAUAUUUCUAGAUCAGUCCCAGGCAUUGCUGUUGAAACACACUCGAAAUCAUAUGAAAUCAUUGAGUUUAUGGAUGAGCUUGACCUCAACUUUGAUGAGGAGCAUCGUUGGAAUGUGGCCUUCAACUUCGAACUCCCUUUUGAUGAGCCAAUGCAUAGUUCAGCCAAUGCUUUGAUCUUUCUAAGUGGCGUCGAUCAUGAUGAUCUUAUCCUGUGCAAUCCAAUCACACGUGACUAUAUCAAGCUCCCUUGUCCUCGACAACCUCCCCAAAAGAUCCGAUUGGCGUGGAGACUUAUGGAUUUGGACUUUGAUAGCUCGCUCAGGUUAUAUGAAGAUGUUGGAGUGGUAUAUCUGAAUGGAAAACUUCAUUGGUUGGUCGAGAAAAGAACAAAACCCUUUGUCACUUGUGUUUUGAGGGAUUGCCUCUGUGUAAGCGAUCUUUCAAUUGAUGAUAGCAUUGUAAUCUGGUUGAUGAAUGAAGAUGAGCAGUGUUGGACAAAGAAAUUUAUCAUCCCCGAAUUUGAUCCCCUUGAUGAUUUUCUUCAUGUUUGGCCAUUAAGAGUUUUCGAAAAUGGUGACAUUUUCAUGGAAUCGGAUGAUGGAAAGCUAUUCUACUACUCCAACAAGUUGAAAACUUUUGACUAUGACAUUGUGGUUCGAGAGGAUCAUGAUACUUACCUCCCUACGACCAUCUAUGCUUCAAGCUUUGUCUCUCUCAAGAGUUUUGUGAUGGAGAAUGUAAGCUCAUUUUGAGUUGUGACUGUAGUUUGAAUACUAUGAUAGUCGUUAAACCGUGGGCCUCUUUUGUAGGAUUGUCUUGGACCUCUUCGAAUAUUGAUUUCUUUUAGUUAAAUUGCAGUUCUUGGCA